Messenger RNA from Triticum turgidum subsp. durum (durum wheat), 870 nucleotides. NCBI's taxonomy places the organism in Eukaryota, Viridiplantae, Streptophyta, Magnoliopsida, Poales, Poaceae. The record is from the annotation of a GenBank genome assembly.
AUGUACAAGACGCGCAUCGAGAAGGUGGUGGUCUCCGCGCCCUCGGCGGCGCUCCCCGUCAUCGCCGUCCUCACCAGCGACUGCGGGGUCAUCGUCUCGACCCGCCGCCGGGGCGGCGAGGUCAACUCGUGCCUGGUGCUGAGCGAGCGCUUAAUCAUCGACAUCGCUCUGUUUCAAGGGAAGAUCUACGGCGUCUCCAACACCGAGGAGCUCGUCGGCUUCGAGCUCGGCAAUGGCCGCCUCCGCAAGCCGACCCCGGCGGGAGCCAGGCCCGACGUGGCAGGCGGCGUCACGCUGAUAGAAGGCAGCCGGGCACACGACUCCGUGGACUCCCGCUGCAGUGCUCGUUACAUACGCUACAGGAUCCAGAGAAGAUUUCCCGACAGCGUGGCCCGGCUGUACCUCGUCGAGUCCGACGGCAAGCUGCUGAUGGUGAGGCGAUGGGUGAGAUGGGACGCGCCGGAGAGCAUGGCGAGGCGGUGCGUGAGAGCGGCCGCGGACGGGCCGGGUGGUUACAGGCGCAUGGAGCGGACUCGGCGGCUGGACGUGUUCGAGGCGGAGCUUGGAGACGGCAGGCCGCGGGCUGGCCAGUGGAAGAAGGUCGACGGCCUGGGUGGCCGGGCGAUCUUCGUGUGUGCGCGGUGCUCCAAGUCUGCCCCCGCCGGUGACGGAGCUCGAGAAGAUUGUGUCUACUUCCUGCGGCGCCAGUACCUCGGGAGGAAGCCCGGUGACGGCUCGCUCGGGGACUCCGGCGUGUACGACAUGAGACGUAAAACUAUCACGGCGUUGCUGCCGGAGUCGUCAGUGCCCGCGCCCCUGCCGUGGGAUAGCCCGCGGUUUCCGACGUGGUUCUUCCCCGUUGAAGACUGA